UCCGUGUCGUGAGGGCUCUUAAGGUGGAACGGCUCUAAGAUCCCCGCGGUGUCCGGUACCGGCCGGAGCCACCUUAAAUCGUUCCCCGCCACCGCCGCCCCGUGGCGCGCCCCGACCGGGGUUUCCCCGCGCCCACCCCCGGUGCUGGGUCCUGGGUCCCCGGUGCUGGGUCCGGGUCCUGCCCCGUGUCCGCCCCACGGAGCCGUGCGGGAUGUUCCCUCAGGGCCGGCACCCGCCCGGUAAGUUGUCGGUGCUGGAGAUCUGCGAGCGGAUCGAGGAGGAGUUCCGGCUGCUGCAGGCACAGAACCACAGCCUGAAGCUGGAGUGCGAGAAGCUGCUGAGCGACAGGACCGAGAUGCAGCGGCGUUAUGUCAUGUACUAUGAGAUGUCCUACGGGCUGAACAUCGAGAUGCACAAACAGGCUGAGAUUGUCAAGAGGCUCAGUGCCAUCUGCGCCCACAUUGUGCCUUUCCUGACGCAGGAGCACCAGCAGCAGGUCCUGCGGGCGGUGGAGCGGGCCAAGCAGGUCAGCAUGGCAGAGCUCAGCAGCAUCGUCGGGCAGCAGCAGCUGCAGCACUUCUCCCAUCACCCCCCCCAGCUGCCGCUGACCCCCCACCCCUCUGUUGUGCACAGCCUGCCCGGGGGGGCUGCGGGGCUGCUGGUGCUCUGGGAGGCACUGAUGGCACAGUCACAGCUGGCGGCCAAGGAGCAGAAAGCAGCACAGGAGAGCAGAGAGCGCAGCCCCAGCCGGAGCGUGUCGGCAUCUCCUCCAGACGGCCCUGAUGGGGAGAUGGGGCUGAAGCGGAGCCAGGAGGAGAAGGAGCUGCCUGGGCACUAUGACAGCGAUGGGGACAAGAGUGACUGCAACCUGGUGGUGGAUGAGGACCCCCCCUCAGAGCCCAGCAGCCCCCCCCCGACCCAGGAUGUCCCUGGGAGCCCGAUGUCCAGCUGGAGCAGGACGCCGUGCCGAUGGAAGGAGCCGGGGCUGCCGGAGCCCCCCACUGCUGUGUCCUCCUCAUCCCCCCCACCCCGUGAUGCCCUCACUCCCAUUGUGGGGCCCAGCUCAGCCUCCCCACCCCAGCAACCUGCAGCCAAGGACCCCCCCGCUUUCCGCAGCCCCUUCACCUCCCUGGCCCUGCUGCCCCACACUGCCCUCAAUGCAGAGCUGCCAUCCUCUGUGUACAUGGGCCUCCACGUCCCAGCUCAGCCCGGCAGUGCUGCCUAUGGGCGCUCACCCCCGGUAGGUCAGCAGUGCAGCCCCCAGCCCUCUGUGCACCAGGGGUCCCACUCGGCUGCUUUGUCUCCUGCCGCAGGGAAGUGGUUUGUGAGCACGGGGAAGGACAACCUGCUCAACGCCUGGCACAUGCCAUAUGGAGCCAGCAUCUUCCAGUCCAAAGAAUCAUCUUCAGUGCUGAGCUGUGACAUCUCCAUCAAUGACAAAUUCAUUGUGACCGGCUCUGGCGACAAGGCCACGGUGUAUGAGGUGCUGUACUGAGCUCCCGUUAUCUCUGCUGCUCACAUACUUGGGGCUGAGCCCUUCCCAGCCCGGGGUUGAGCCCCCAGUGCUGCUGCAUCCAGCCUGGCCCCGCUGCUCCUUGAGCUGCUCCCUCUGCUUCUCUUCUCGCAAGCUGGGGAGCAGGAGGUGACACUUUGUGCCCCCCCUUCCUUAAUACUUGACAGACCGGGGCUGGUUGGGGUGGGGGAUGCGGGAUCCCCUCCAUGCAGGGGGUGCAGGGCAGGGGGUGGUCGGU
This is a messenger RNA of Coturnix japonica (Japanese quail), 1751 nucleotides long. The record is from RefSeq and is a predicted model, not a curated record. NCBI's taxonomy places the organism in Eukaryota, Metazoa, Chordata, Aves, Galliformes, Phasianidae.